GUCCGCGGUGCUGAACCGGAGCCGCUGCCGCUGGGAACGGAACCGGGGAUCCAUUGGGAGGCUCUGCCGGUACCGGGACUGGCACUGGGACCGCUCAUAGAGAGCAACCGGGAGCCGGUGAGGACCCCGCGCUGGGACUGGGAGCAGAACGGCGCACGGAUCGGUACCGGGGACUGACUGGAAUUAACCGGGAGCCACCGGGAGCGGAACUCAGCGCCGGAGCCCCCCCUGCAGAGAUUGGGGAGGCAGCGGGGGGCGCCCCGAGAUCGUCGUGAGCCCCCCCACCCCGAGCGGGCACGAUGCCCCCCCCCGACCGCCCUCUCCGCAGCGCCGCUCUCCUCCUCUCCAUCGCCCUCCUGGCCCAGAGCCGCCCGCAGCCCCCCCCACAAAAAAACCCCCUCAUCCGCGAGGGCGGGGGACCCUUGGGAGGACCUGGAGCCCCCCAGCGACGGGGACAACGUGAAGGACGUGGGCGCGAAGCGAAGCCGCGGCGGAUCCCCGACGGAAACGUGGAAAGAGUUGGAAGAAUUGGGCAAACUCCGCGCGGAGGCCAAGAAAAGGGAACGGGAACGGGAAAGGGAACGGGAGCGGGGCCGGGGCUGGGCGAGCGCGCGGCAGCUGCGGCAGCAGCAGAGCCUGGAGCUGAAGCUGCUGGAGCGGCGCUACCAGGAGCUGAUGGAGAGCCGGCGGCAGGCGCAGGCGGCCAGGAAAGCGGCCGCCGAGGAGGAGCGGCUGGCGGAUAUGGCCUCAGAUCUCCUCCUGCGGUACCUCCUGCACGGCCCCGGAGCGGAGGGGAAGCGGUCGGAGGAGGAGGAGGAGGAGGAGGAGGAGGAGGAGGAAGUCGGGGAGAGGGAGAGGAAGGGGGCGUGGGGGGGGGAGGGGGUACGCGGCGGGGAGGGGCUUCCCUGAGGAGAAGGGGUUUCCGAUGGGGAAGGCGUCAAUGGGCAACGGACUGUCAAUGGGCAACGGGUUAUCGAUGGGCAAAGGUUUAUCAAUGGGCGACGGGUUAUCAAUGGCGGGGAAGGAAUUCCCCAUGGAGAAGGAGUUUUCAAUGGGGAAGGGGUCCUCGGUGAGUAAGAAAUUCUCAGCGGGCAACGGGUUGUCCAUGGCCAAGGAAUCGUCCAUUGAUAAGGAACUGUCAACGGGAAAGGAAUUCCCACGGGGUAACGGCGCCUUAUCAAUGGGGAAAGGGUUCCCUACGGUCAACGAGAUCCCGAUGGACAGUUGGGCCGCAAUGGACAAUGAGGUCUUAGUGGGGAAGAAGAUCCCAACGGGGAAGAAGAUCCCAACAGCCACCACGAGGUUCCCGAUGGCCAACCAGAUCCCGAUGAUGGCCAACCAGAUCCCAAUGAUGGCCAACCAGAUCCCAAUGAUGGCCAACCAGAUCCCGAUGAUGGCCAACCAGAUCCCUGUGGACGAAGGCCCCGUGGAUGAAGGCCCCAUGGCCAACCAAAUCCCCGGGGACGAUGAGGCGGCGCCCACCCACGGCCGCAGCCCCACCCACAGCCGCUUCCCUUCGGGUGCCAACCACCCGCCGCUCCUCGGCCCCCCUGUGGCCGCCCGCGCCCCGCCCCCCGCCGCCCCCGACCCCCUCCCGUUGGCCCAAGCCCUGGCAGCGGCGCUGCCGGCGGCUCCCGAUGACGACGACGGCGACGCCGGGUUGGACCCCGGGACCAUCGAUCAGCUGAUCGAGCUGUCGAGCCGCCUGCACCUCCCUGCCGACGACGUGGUGGACAUCAUCCACGACGUGGAGCAGAAGCGCCAGGAGGAGGCGGCGGCAGCGGCGGCGCUGCCCAAUGACAUCAUCGAUGAUGACGUCACCGAGGAGGAGGAGGAAGAGGAGGAGGAGGAGGAGGGGGGGGAGGAGGGGGGGGAUGAAGCCGUGCCCCCGCCGCCCCUCCCCGCCCCCAGGCCCAGGACGUUCCGGACCCCGGCGGCACAGUGGGAGGGGAGGAGGUGGUGAGGGGUCCCGGCCCCCAUCCCACCCCACAGCCCCACUGCUCCCAGUCCCCCACUCCCAAUCCCAGUCCCCCAAUCCCAAUCCCAGUCCCCCAAUCCCAAUCCCCCAAUCCCAGUCCCGUUCUCCCAAUCCCAAUCCCGGUCCUCCAAUCCCAGUCCUCCCAAUCCCUCAAUCCCACUCCCAAUCCCACCCCCCCCCUCCCCACACACAGACGCCCCCUCGUUAAUUUUGCUAACAAAUAAAGGCAACUAUUUUAGUA
Molecule: messenger RNA, 2219 nt
Organism: Gallus gallus (chicken)
Lineage: Eukaryota; Metazoa; Chordata; Aves; Galliformes; Phasianidae
Exons: 2
Coding region: 926-1963 (345 amino acids)
Molecular function (GO): neuropeptide hormone activity
Source: RefSeq, a predicted model, not a curated record